Molecule: messenger RNA, 1858 nt
Organism: Megalopta genalis
Lineage: Eukaryota; Metazoa; Arthropoda; Insecta; Hymenoptera; Halictidae
Product: bifunctional peptidase and arginyl-hydroxylase JMJD5
Cellular component (GO): nucleus
Molecular function (GO): histone H3K36 demethylase activity
Source: RefSeq, a predicted model, not a curated record
AGUCGCAGUAGUGUGUCAGCAGCCAAUGGGAGAAGAGGCGGAAUACUUUCUUGUACUUUGAAGUGUAUUUUAAGUGCGUAACUUAUGAAGAAAUUAUAUUUCUCGUCAAAAUUACGGUGCGACAAACAAAUUUAAUUGACAAAAUCUAUUUGAUCGAACGUUUCGAAGCUGCAUUGUUAAUAUUUCACCAUUGCAUUGUUGAUAUUUCGUCAUUGCGUUAACUGCGUCACAAGUGUUUCACCGGGUAAGAACGGUCGAUUCAGUGGAUUAAUUAUUGAAAUUGCGGUGCGACAAACAAAUUUAAUUGACAAAAUCUAUUUGAUUGAACGUUUCGAAGCUGCAUUGAUAAUAUUUCACCAUUGCAUUGUUGAUAUUUCUUCAUUGCGUUAACUGCGUUACAAGUGUUUCACCGGGUUAUAUUGGAGAAAUUAUUAUACCUUCGUUAUCUUUGGAUUAUGUAUAAAGACAUGUUUGUCGCAAGAAUUGUUCCAUGGGAGUUAAUGGGAACUGUAAAGGAUUGUUUACCCAUUGAAAUGAAAAUACAUUUAUUGCCAAUAGCAACAAGACUGAAAGAAUUCAGUGGAAAUGAAACAGAUUUAUCGAAAAAGUGGGUAAACAGUUCAUUAAUCUUAAUUGAAGCAUGUUUGGACAAAACGUGGGAAAUAUUAAAUGCUGGUUAUUGGAAGUAUGUUCCAAUAGAGUACCGAUAUUGUUAUUCAUUAUGUACUAUCUUAAAGGCUGUAUUACUUGAGAUUCAACAUCAUGAGAAUGAUGACAAAAAGUUCUCAAAUAACAUGACAUUGUUAAAAAGUAUUGUCCAACAAGUAGACAAAGGUAUUUUAUUAGGAUCACCACUUCUUAAUAUGCCUGAUUUAUUACCAACAAUCGCAUCACAGUUAAAUAAUUGUAGUGCCUCACAAUUAUUGAAGGCAUCAUCUCUUAAGGAAUUAAUUGGCGGUUUUGAAAGUAUAGUUGAUGUUACUCUUCCUGGAUUCAAAAACAUCCGUGAAUACAAUGAACCAUCAAUGGAAUUGUUCUACAAAGAAAUCUUCAGGCUCAAAAUUCCAGCACUUCUAAAAGAUUGCAUUAAUCAUUGGAGAGCUUUGGAACAAUGGCAAAAUAUCAAUUAUUUAAGUAGAGUAGCAGGACAUCGAACGGUACCAAUUGAAAUUGGAUCACGUUACACAGACGAAGACUGGACCCAGCAACUUGUUCUGUUUUCCGAAUUUUUACAAAAUCAUAUAUUAUCAAAACACGAUAAAAUUGGAUAUUUGGCUCAACAUCAACUUUUUGAACAGAUUCCAGAAUUGAAAGAUGAUUUUACAAUACCUGAGUAUUGUAAUUUCACAGACAACGAUGAAGUGGAACAACCAGACAUAAAUGCAUGGUUUGGGCCCAGUGGAACUGUCUCACCAUUGCACUUCGAUCCGAAAAAUAAUCUCCUGUGCCAGGUAUUUGGAUAUAAAAGAGUUAUCUUAUAUGAUCCAAAAGAUUCACCUAAUCUGUAUCCAUAUGAUACACGAUUACUUAACAAUACUGCUCAAGUAGAUCCUUUAAAUCCAAACUAUGAGCAAUGGCCAAAUUUCAAAAAAUCGUCAGGGUUUGUGAGUUAUUUAAAACCUGGAGAAAUGCUUUAUAUUCCUCCAAGGUGGUGGCAUCAUGUAACUGCUUUAACACCAAGCUUUUCAAUAAGCUUUUGGUGGAAUUAGGCAUAGUAAGUGAAUGAAAUUAAGAUAAGUAAAUAUAAAUACAUAGAGAAUGAUUACACAUAAGUACUCUUAGUAAACGAUCUGUGAUACCAUGGUCAAAUAAAAUAAUUAAAACAAACAUAUCACAAUAAAAUAUAUUUGUGAAGUUA